Molecule: messenger RNA, 1526 nt
Organism: Mytilus californianus (California mussel)
Lineage: Eukaryota; Metazoa; Mollusca; Bivalvia; Mytilida; Mytilidae
Product: probable cytochrome P450 12a5, mitochondrial
Exons: 10
Molecular function (GO): monooxygenase activity; oxidoreductase activity, acting on paired donors, with incorporation or reduction of molecular oxygen; iron ion binding
Source: RefSeq, a predicted model, not a curated record
CUAAACUUCAGAUGUAAACAAAUAUUAUCAUCGUUAUUUAAUAUGAUGAAAGUAACCAGAAUCCUUCAGCCAAGUAAAAAAAAGUCAAUGAUUUUAAAGUCUAGUACUAUUCUUGUCGUACUUCCACAACAAUUGCAGAUGCCAGAAACGAACCACCGCUAAAUAAUACUGCGGAUGUAAAACCAUUCAAUAAAGUCCCUGGACCUCGAGGGCUUUACAACAUACCUUACAUUGGCGCGGCUUUGCAUUUUAAACCUUUUAGUAAAUAUCAACCAGGUGAUGUCAAUAUAGUACUGGACAACUUCAAACAAAAAUACGGGGAUAUAUAUAAGAUAAAAUUUGGACCAAAUAACAUGGUAAUCGUUAGUCAUCCAGACUAUGCUAAAACAGUUCUUCAAGCAAACUAUGAACAGCAUAAAAAGAUUGAUUUUGAUAUUAGUACUAUUUUUCAUGAAAGAACUAAAACCACAAAAGGAAUGGUUUUACUAAUUGGACAAGAAUGGGCAGAACGAAGAAAACCAGCUCAGGAAAAAAUGUUACGCCCAGCCGUUGUAGCUAGUUAUGUCCCCUUGAUCGAAUCGGUAACAGACGAUUUCAUAAAUGUAUUACGGAAGAAAACAGAAGUUAAUGAUCUUCUGUGGGAACUUCUUAACUACACAACUGAAAGUGUAGGUAUGUUGACCUUUAAUAAAAGACUAGGCUGUUUAUAUACAGAAAAGAACAAUCCUGCUGUUGUUGCAUCAAUUAUCAGAAAUGUACUGGAUAUGUUCCAAGAAGCAAUGUUUAUGCCAUUUAAAUCUUACUUGUAUUUUAGAACACCAUUUUAUAAACGAUUCGAGGAAAAUAUGCUAAAAUUUGGCGAAAUAAUAAAUGCAGAACUAGCAGCACAAAAGGACUUCCUGACAAAAUUACAACAUGAAGGUAAACUGGAUGAAUAUCUUGAAAAAAAACCGAACUUUAUGUACUCUUUACUUUCUGAUAGCAGAGUAACAGACGAUCAAGUAAAUAGUAUUGUUAUGGACUUGUUUGGUGUUGGUAUUGACUCGAGUGCCAAUACACUGGUGUUUUUAUUGUAUCAAUUAGCUGUCAACCAGGACAAGCAAGCUAAACUGUUUGACGAAAUUAAAAAAAUUGUUGGUAAUAGUCUAAAAUUGACAAAGGAACACCUUGCUAACAUGUCGUACAUGAAAGCUUGUCUAAAGGAAUCUCAUAGGGUAAUCUUUCCAACCUCAGCAGGAUUAGCACGUGUUGUAGAAUCUGAUUUAGUCAUUGGAGGAUAUCGGUUACCUAAGGACACACUGGUGAUCAUCAAUAUGAGUUCUAUGACAGCAGACGAUCGGUUUUUCUCACAACCGACCGAGUUCCUUCCAGAAAGAUGGCUGCGGAAUACAACUGAUGAACUAGCAAGGAGCUAAGAAUUUCCAUUUGCACACACACCAUUUGGUUUUGGUCCAAGAUCGUGUAUUGGUCAACGGUUUGCCGAGAAUGAAAUUUUUAUUUGUCUAACAAAGUGUAGUAGAAGUUGA